GGCCUCCGCGCCCGACGCCAGUGCGGAAUGUGCCUGCGAAUGGAACGCUCGUUUCGUCGGAGCGAAGCGCUAACGCUCCCGGUUUCCCAUUAAAAUGUGUAUAAGAAUAAGUGUAGUGAAUCCGUACGAGUUCGGAAAGGUUAAGAAAAUCGCCGUCGUCGAGAUCAGGAGUAGAAAUCAACGAAGAACUUCACCGAGGAAGUGGGCACGAUGAGGGAACAGGAAGGCGACGGCCCGGAGAGCCGUUAGCCGGACUCGAUGGACGAGUAUGGAGGGCCGGCGGCUCCGCCCCGCCCGCCCAAGCCGGCGGCGCGCGUGCACCGCGCGGGCGGCGCGCGGCCCGGCUCCGUGUCGCUGCUGCGGCCGCGGCCCGAGGGCGAGCGCGAGCGGAACGCGUACGUGGAGGCGCCGGGCCGCGCCGCGCCGGGCCGCGCCGCGCCGGGCCGCGCCGCGCCGGCGCCCGCGCGCAAGCCGGUGACGACGCAGCCGGCCGCCGACAAGCGGCGCGCGCCGGCCGCCGACUCCAUCGUGUGCGCGCGCUGCGGCCGCUGCCGCUGCGAGCAGUGCGCGCGCGCGGCGCCGCUGCCGUCGCGCUGGCUGUGCGGCUCGUGCCUGUGCAGCGCGGAGGCGUGCGUGGACUACGCGUCGUGCAUGUGCUGCGCCGAGGCGCUGUUCUACCACUGGGGCGGCGAGGAGGGCCCGGCGCGGGGCGCGCGGCGCGCCUGCGUGCUGGCGCUGGCCGUGCCGCUGCCCUGCCUGUGGCUGUACUGGCCGCUGCGCGCGCUGGCGGCGGCGGCGGCGGCGGCCUACGGGCGCCUGCGCCGCGCCGGCUGCCGCUGCGCGCCGCCCGCGCGGCCGCCGCUCUCCAGUAUUAUCUAGUCCGCGGUGGCGGCGGGGCCGGACUUCGCCCCGCCGCCGGUGUACAGUGCAGUGUAAAUAUAGUCGUAUGGUGUGAAUGUAUGUGAACGUGUCGCCCGACCGACCGACUCUCAGAUUUUCUCGAGGCCGAAACGUGUCACGAGAAAACUUUAGUAUUUUGGAUUCCACACAAUCCGGAGAAGAUUAAGAAAUGAGAUAUAAAACAUACUUAUUAAGAUGUAGAUAAUUUACCAUUUAUUUAUUAACUGAAUUUGUAUUUAUUUGUAAAUAAAACGACAAUAUAUUAUAAAUACGAAUGUUUACUACAA
This is a messenger RNA of Leptidea sinapis, 1187 nucleotides long. It is a transcript of the gene sty, whose product is annotated as protein sprouty. The record is from RefSeq and is a predicted model, not a curated record. NCBI's taxonomy places the organism in Eukaryota, Metazoa, Arthropoda, Insecta, Lepidoptera, Pieridae. The transcript has 2 exons. Gene Ontology annotation, biological process: negative regulation of Ras protein signal transduction; multicellular organism development; negative regulation of MAP kinase activity. Gene Ontology annotation, cellular component: membrane; cytosol. Bases 259 to 879 code for a protein of 206 amino acids.